Colletotrichum costaricense is the source of this 249-nucleotide messenger RNA. RefSeq lists its product as uncharacterized. The record is from RefSeq and is a predicted model, not a curated record. The transcript has a single exon. Bases 1 to 249 code for a protein of 82 amino acids. Lineage: Eukaryota; Fungi; Ascomycota; Sordariomycetes; Glomerellales; Glomerellaceae.
AUGUCUUCCCGCAUGAAUCCAUCGACUUGGUGGCUGGCGAUUCUAAGCCCCCUUCUAGAAGCAUGUCACUCACCGAGGACCGCCUCUCACUUGAUCAAACGUUCAAGUUGGUGGAGAAACCCAGCACUUGCAGUUGUUUCCUCGCUUCGCGCCGUAUGGCCAAGACAACUCUAUCCCAUCUUCACCCUACGCGGAAAUGGCCCGGGGGCUGAUGGAGCUUUACGACGUUCGACAUGCCCGCUCAUUUGA